This is a messenger RNA of Pelobates fuscus (common spadefoot toad), 533 nucleotides long. RefSeq names its product ribosomal protein S24 (gene RPS24). Lineage: Eukaryota; Metazoa; Chordata; Amphibia; Anura; Pelobatidae. The transcript is spliced from 5 exons. Gene Ontology annotation, molecular function: structural constituent of ribosome. Gene Ontology annotation, biological process: translation. The coding region runs from base 62 to 460 and encodes 132 amino acids. Gene Ontology annotation, cellular component: ribosome. The record is from RefSeq and is a predicted model, not a curated record.
UGAUUGGCUGCAAGUGAUUCCUUCUUUCUUUCCGUCGUCCCUUAGAGAGACAGCAGCCAAGAUGAACGACACAGUGACCAUUAGAACUAGGAAGUUCAUGACAAACAGACUUCUGCAGCGUAAGCAGAUGGUCAUUGAUGUCCUUCACCCUGGGAAGGCCACUGUCCCUAAAACAGAAAUUAGGGAGAAGUUGGCAAAGAUGUACAAGACUACUCCAGAUGUCAUCUUUGUCUUCGGGUUUAGAACUCACUUUGGUGGUGGCAAAACCACAGGUUUUGGCAUGAUCUAUGACUCGUUAGACUAUGCAAAGAAGAAUGAGCCAAAACACAGACUUGCAAGGCAUGGCCUAUAUGAAAAGAAAAAGACUUCCAGAAAACAACGUAAAGAACGCAAGAACAGAAUGAAGAAAGUCCGGGGUACAGCCAAAGCAGCUGUGGGAGCUGGCAAAAAGAAAGAAUAAAGGAUACCAGGAUGACGAAACUGAAGAUUGUACAUUGAUCUUGGGGCUUGUAAUAAAAACUUAUAAAAAACGA